Molecule: messenger RNA, 2099 nt
Organism: Capsaspora owczarzaki ATCC 30864
Lineage: Eukaryota; Filasterea; Ministeriida; Capsasporidae
Exons: 2
Coding region: 39-1979 (646 amino acids)
Biological process (GO): arginyl-tRNA aminoacylation; tRNA C3-cytosine methylation
Molecular function (GO): arginine-tRNA ligase activity; ATP binding; tRNA binding
Source: RefSeq, a predicted model, not a curated record
GUUUGUUUUUGUGAUUUUUCGUCUCUGAGCAGCACAACAUGCUCGAGCGGAUUGUCGCCGACAUUCAAGGAUUCAUCAACGGCGUCCGACGCGGACUUGCUCACACAGCCGUCGUCAAUCCACAAGCGCAGGCCGGCUCGGAAGGCGCUGCUGCUGCUGCUGCUGCGGUGCAACAAGCGCUUGCCAACACUCAGCUCGAAUGGACGAUCGACCAGCCAUCGCGUGCCUGGCAGGGAUCCAGCAAGAAAGACGACCUGACUGUCAAUCUCAGACUGCUGGCGUCGCGACACGGCGUCGACUGCGCUGCGCUCGGAGUCGCAGUGUGCUCAAUCCUGCAGGCAGAACAUGCCAAGCAGCCCGACGCAUGCCCGUUCGUGGCUGAAUGGCUGCCAAACGGAUCCGGAGUUGGCAUCCGGUUGUCCAGGUCCACGUUGAUCCAGCAUGCAUGUCAAACGGCGCUCACCGAGCGCGCCUCGUUUGGUCGAAAUGCCGACUUGGCAUUGAAAGCUGCAGGUACUGUGGCGCUGCUGUGCUAUCCAUCGCCAAGGGCUUCCAACGAGGCGUUUGACGCGUUGCGAUGUGGAUUGCUUGGUUGCGUCUAUGACAACCUCAUGUCACUGCACGAUCUCGUCGUGUCUCUCCAGCAUCCAGAUCAAGAUGAAGCAGCCCCAGCGGAGAAAACUCCUCAGGGGCUUGCCAUCCUCGAUCAGCCACCGACAAUUCCUGGUUGCAGCGCGUCCGACCUGAUCGCUCAGGUAUCGGGGCAUCCUUGCUUUGUGAGGCGACCCGAUGGUGGCGGUGCACUGGAUUUGAGCAUGUAUGUCACCUCCCUGCAGCAGCAGACCUUGCAGCAGGAGGAUACGCGCGACCUGGGCCUGGAUGCCAAGCACCUCGGACAGCUGCAUCUUUUGGAUUUGGUGUCGCCCACAAAGCCGGACAGCUCCGAGUCAACAGAGCUGUGGGCAUUGACAUCUGGCGAAGGAUGUCGAUUGCACCGGAUGAUUCUGGACGCAAGCAGCACACCCUGCGACCUGAUUGUCCAUGUCGAGCAAGAAAGCAUCGUGACGCGACGACUUCGAGUUGCUUGCCAUGCGCUCGGACGCAGCCGCCCCACCUUGUCUCUGACUGUCAUCGGUCACGUCAUUCCCUCAGCACCCAUCCAACCAACGCAGCUGUUUGCAUCCACUCUCGCAUCGGCAACAGCGACUGCUCGCGAUCGCCACGGCGACGGCUCUGCACCCGAGCCGCCCCGCGAGAGUGCUUCGCUUGCUUCUCAAGCCGAUGGUGCACCUGUGCAUCGGCAAUCUCUCCAAACACGGCCUGGCUCGGUUGUUGGCACCGGCGACCCAACAAUCCAAUUGGCCGAGUCUGUCGUUCGCGCUACGAUUGUUUCGUCCGUUCUUGGCCAGUCCACCCAAGGGAACCUUGACUUGAAUGUGCCCAAAGUGAUUGGGUUUCAGGACGGGCAGUACGCAACUGGAAGCACGCUGAUUUACAACCACGGCCGGCUGCGCUCCAUUCUGACAAAGUACGCCACUACCGCGGCCGAGCAUGGACUGCCCUCAACCCCACCCCUCGGCUCGGUGCGAUUCGACCUUUUGCAGGAGAAUCACGAGUGGGAAAUGCUCUACUCUGUUGUCACGUUCCCAGACUUGAUCCGUUCGCUCUAUCAGCCAAUCUCGGCCGCCCUCGAGGCACGCCGCUCGAGUCUGGCUCAAUCAGAACCGACGCCUACUUCUUGGCUUCGUACCUAUCCGACGCAAGUGAGCCGUGUAGAUGUGCACAAGCUUGUGUCGCACCUCUACCGCCUUGCGCGCUGCUUUAGCCAGUACUUUGGCCACGUCCAUGUUGUCGUCCCACGCACUGACGCGACAGCUGCCAUGAUGGACGCACGGAUAGUCUUGUUGAGCGCCGUAAUGCAGGUGUUUGAAAACGGGUUGAACUUGCUGAAUAUUCCUCGGACUGCCGGUCGGGUGUAGCUUGUGUUUUGAGUGGCAAAUGCAUCCAUCCGGGGUCGAUGGCCUCCGUCGUUUAGGAAGACAACAUUGUAACAUUUAUAUUCUUCACAGUGACAUUCCUCGCACAAAUUUCAAAAACAA